AUAUAUUUUCGGUCUUAUCACAAUAAUAAAUAAAAACACGUACAACUUGGGCUGAUCUGACGAAGUUGCAGUUCUCCGUGCAAUAUAUUUAUUUUUACCAUCUUUGAAAAUGGACGAUAAUCCCAAAAGCAAGCCGGAGGGUGGCGAACCCGAUGCUGGAUCCACGUCGGGGACUUCCAAAACUCCAAAGCAGAUUUAUUUCGAGCUUCUCCGCGCCUGGGUUCAACACGCUCAGAUGCAACAGCAAAUCCAGGCCUUUUUCCCAUACUAUCUGAUGAACAACUAUCCACAGUUGUUCCAAGCAAAUGGUCAGUUCCCAAACGGGAGCACAGCUGGAAGUGGAGUGGCGCUGGUUGCUGGACAGACCGCAGCGAACGGAACGGGUACUGCUGUGGUCGCUGGCAACCAAAAUCAGGUUCAGGCACAGAAUGCUAACCAGAGAAGAGGGGCCGAAACGCUGGAUCCUGCUCGUCAGGAGGAAAUAAUCAAUCGAAACGGUGGCUACGAGUAUGUAAUUGCUCCCCUAUGGAAGCGUUUCGUAGCGGAGGCGAUCGAUAUAAUUAUAAUAUUCUUACUGAAAGUGAUGACAACGAUGGCAUUUAUUGAUUUCUUCGACAUAAAUCUACUAGACAUCGACUUCGAUGCGAUCCGGAACUCGAUCGAGGAGGAUUACACGGAAUUGUUGCAUUUCACCUCGGAGUUGAUUUUCCUCGAGAUAAUAAUUAAGCUUGCGGUUUGCGUGUACGAAACGAUGUGGACAAUUCACGGCCAGGGACAAAUCGGAGGCGCAACGCCGGGCAAAAUGCUGAUGGGAAUCCGAAUUGUGCACGUUGAGGCCGUUGUGCUGUUGGAACCACCACAGCCUGGUUUUAUGUUGAAUAAUCAGAACCCAAUAAAGGCACUGCUGUAUCCGGCCACAAAUCCAGGAUUUAAACGCGCUCUAUGUCGUUCGGUAGCUAAGAAUGCACUGAUUGUGCUUUUCUUCCCGAUGUGUUUCCUCAUGUUUUUCAAGCACAAUCGGACCAUGUACGAUAUUCUUACCAAAACGAUUGUGGUCGAGGAUAAUCCGGCACCGGUGUUGCGACGGCGCUAGGUCAUCGUGGGUUCUACUGAUCAUUUAGCAACGUAUUUUGGAAUUUGUAUUUGAUGAAUUUUAAUAUAUUGUGGAAGAGUAUUGUCGGCAAAUAAAAUGGGACUGCGGGACUGUCUUGUAUGAUUGAUUUGUUAACUACUUCUUGUGAUAAUGAACAUGUAUGUUUUGUAGAAUUCAUUACCAAACAUUUAAGUGAUGAAAUAAAUUUCCUUAAAGUGCG
Toxorhynchites rutilus septentrionalis is the source of this 1313-nucleotide messenger RNA. Its product is annotated as protein FAM8A1. The transcript is spliced from 3 exons. The record is from RefSeq and is a predicted model, not a curated record. Lineage: Eukaryota; Metazoa; Arthropoda; Insecta; Diptera; Culicidae. The coding region runs from base 110 to 1093 and encodes 327 amino acids.